Aegilops tauschii subsp. strangulata is the source of this 684-nucleotide messenger RNA. The record is from RefSeq and is a predicted model, not a curated record. Lineage: Eukaryota; Viridiplantae; Streptophyta; Magnoliopsida; Poales; Poaceae.
AUGACCCCCGUGAGCGACCCCGAUCCUCCUCUCUUCCUUCCCCGCGCACGCGCUCGAACCCGUGCCGCGCACCGCACCCCCGCGGUGAGCGCCUCGUGCCCCCCUCCUGCAGUCCUUCCGCGCGCCUGCCCACGCAGGGCCGCGCCCGCUGCCGCUCGCGGCUCCGGCCGACCCGUGCUGGCCUCACCCCGCCUCGUCUACGCGCGCGCCCGCCGUGGCCGCGUUCGGCCAUCGCCGACCCCGCGCUGCACCGCCACGGCCGUCGCUGCUCCCGGCCGCGGCCCUGCCCGCGUGCUUGCUGCUGCUGCUCCCGCACCGGAUGCUGCUGCUCUGCAUCACUGCACCCGCGACGCGCCCGCCUCGCCAUGCCGCUGCGGUCCUCCAACCGCAUGCACGCGCGCCCCCUCGUCACUGCUCGCCGGAGGCCACCCGCCGCACCGCGCCGUGCAUCCCGCCAUCGGCGCGCCACCGCCCUGCUGCUCCCUGUCGCAGCCACCUCUGCCGCCGCGGCCAUCCCCCCUCCGCCGCCUCCCCUGGCUAUGGCCGGCGCCGGUGCCGGCGUGCGUCGGGCCUGCUCAGUGCCCCUCGGGCACCCGUCCAUUUGGGCGCCCACACCACCGCCCGUUAGCAUCGUGCCCGUUAAGGCCCGCUGGCCCUAUGACAGCUGGGCCCCGCCCCCUGUGA